GAAAUAUAUCGAAUUCGGAAAUAUUUAGACUUUGGAAGUAUUUCGAGAAAACUAAUGACUCGAAUAUAUAUAUAUUAUAUCAUAGGUAGCACUAUGUGCAGUAGCAGAAAGUGAAUAUAUACGUAAUUACAUGGAAUGAACGCUGCACUGAUCAAUGAAGAAUUGGCGCAUGAAUAUAAGAAAAGCAGUGGCGUAACUUCGAUUUUGAUGUCAAUCAUAGAAUGGAAAAACCAACUAUAUUGAUUGUUGUUUUUCCUUUUUUUCAGAAAAUUCGACUAUAUUUAAUACCCAAUGAUAUAUGUUAAAAUUUUGUCUAGGACAAAACUUCCUAAAUCAUGAAUCAUCCGUAAAUAAUCUAUGAUUGAGUGUGUAGCGAAGCAUAUUGCAGCAAAAUAUGCUCAACAUAUUAUGGUAAUUAAGAUUAGUUAUGGAAGCGAAAAUGUUAUUUUUGAAAUUAUAGUAAAUCGACACCCAUCAUCACUCAUCAUAAAAAAUCAGUGACUAUGUAUUAUUUUUAAUUCAUUUUUGCUUUAAUACCUAGCGUCUUAACUUCACAACAGUAUAAUUUUGUAGCUGCUAUCUUUAAAAUUGCUGUAUAGUUCUCGUGAAAAGGUGUCACAAAUAUGCUGAUUCUUCCCGACGUUACUUGGAUAAUACUAAACAAUUGGAGUAUAAUUCUGUGUCUUAUAACGAGCACUGUAUAUUCGUUAUACACGUUCAUAAAAAGACCAAGAAAUUUUCCACCUGGUCCAAGAGGAAUUCCUAUUUUAGGAGUUGCACCGUUCGUAGGGAGUAGACCAGAAGUUACUUUUGCGAAAUGGAGCGAAACAUACGGAGAUAUCAUUGGUUUUAAACUGGGAAGCGAUUACACAGUUGUUUUGAACAGUUACGACGCGAUACAAGAAGCUCUGGUUAAAAAUUCAUCCGUGUUCAAUAACAGACCAGAUAAUUUCAUUAUAACUGAAGUUUUGCAUAAGAAAGGAAUAACGAUGAAUGAUUAUACACCUGAUUACAUCAUCGAAAGAAAAUUUGCACAAACAUCUCUUAGCAAACUUGGAUUUGGGAAAUCAGCGAUUGAAAACUCCAUUUUGGACGAAGCAAAACGGCUUAUGAAAUUAUUUGGAAACAAUGACGUUGAACUGAACGAUUAUAUAAAAAAAAUUAUCCUAAACUGUAGCGGAAACAUAAUCGCCCAAGUUGUAAUAGGAAAACGUUUUGAAUAUGAAGAUGAUGAAUUUAAACAAAUUGCAGAUGGAUUUGAUAUGUUUUUCAAGAAAGGUUCUUUGGCUUACCAGAUGACGAUGGUUAUGCCUUGGUUAAGUCAAAUUCCACCAGUAAGAGGAAGUGCAAUGGCGAUCAGAAAAGGAAUGGAGGCAGUUAGUAAAAUAAUGACUCGAAAAAUAGAUGAACAUGAAAGAACGAUGGAUAAAUCAAAUGUACGAGAUUUUGUUGAUGAAUAUUUGGUAGAAAUGAAGAAAAGAGAAAACAAAUCGAAUCAUGGACCUUAUAGCAAAAAAAUGUUGGAUUGCAUGAUACGCGAUUUAUUUGGAGCUGGAAUGGAAACUGUACAAGGGACAUUGAUAUUCAGUUGCCUUAUUUUAGCAAAUAGACCUCAUUUGAUGGAAAGGAUUCAUGAAGAAAUUGACGACAUCAUUGGAAUUCAAGGAAUACCUCAAUAUUCGUUACGAGAUAAGAUGCCUUUAUGCCAUGCAUUCUUGAAAGAAGUUAUGAGAUAUAAAACGUUCGCACCACUUUGUAUACCACAUUGCACUUCAAAAAAUAUACAAUUUCGUGGAUAUGAAAUACCUAAGGGAACCACAAUCUUUCCAAACUUAUAUGCUGUCCAUAACGACUCGAAGAAUUGGGAAAAUCCUGAAAAAUUCAAUCCAGAUCGACAUAUAAAUGCUCAAGGCCGAGUGAAAAUUUCUAAAUAUUUUAUGCCGUUUGGAAUGGGUCCGCGUAUGUGUAUUGGACGACGUCUGGGAGAAAUGGAGCUUUUCAUAUUUUUUGUGACAAUCUUCCAAAAAUACAAAGUGGUUCCAACUAAUAAAUCAGGAUGCAAAAGACCUCACGUCAAUGAAAAUGCUAUAAGAACUGGACUCGCAAUGUGCCCCCCACCAUACACGCCAGUAACUUUAAAACGACGUGUUGAUAGGAAAUUCCUUCUUUUCCUCCCAAAGUAUAGUUGUUGUUCCAACAUUUACGAACUCUUGCUCUCUAUAAAAAUGAGCUUUUUAAGCGAAUUUGUUUUCGGCGAAUGGAACUAUUUAGGUAUAUUACUAUGUUCUAUUUUGACAAUUAUACUGUUUUAUCAACUUUCGAAGAGGCCAAAAAAUUUUCCUCCUGGACCCAGGGGUAUUCCGUUUCUAGGUGCAGCACCGCUAAUUGGCAACCGACCGGAAAUAACAUUUUCGGAAUGGCGCAAAACGUACGGUGACAUCAUUGGUUUUAGGCUUGGAAUGUCACAUACAGUGGUUUUGAAUAAUUAUGAGUUGAUACAAGAAGCCUUGGUCAAACAUGGAUCUUCGUUUAGCCACAGACCUGACAACUAUAUGUUCAAAGACAUCCUGUUUAAAAAUGGUAUUACAUCACACGAUUAUACACCAAAUUUCAUUAUUGAAAGAAAAUUCACACAAACUCUACUGAGUAAACUUGGCUUUGGAAAAGCGGUGAUUGAGUCUGCUAUUUUGGAUGAGAUUCAACAACUGAUGAAGCAUUUUGGAGAUAAAGACGUUCAACUUGACGCUACCAUUAAGAAUAACAUGAUGAAUUGUGUUGGAAACGUAGUAGGGCAAUUUGUUUUUGGAAAAAGAUACGACUAUGAUGAUCCCGAACUAUUAACAUUGCUCGGCGGAUACGAUGCCUUCUUCAAGAAAGGAACUCUCGCUUAUCAGCUAACGACGCUAAUACCAUGGACACGUUACAUUGAACCUGUCAAAGGAAGUGUCCUAGCUAUCAUUGAGGGUCUUGCAAAGGUUAAAAAUAUAAUGAUUCAAAAAAUAGACGAACAUGAAAAAUCUGUGAAUGAAUUGGACAUGAGAGAUUUUAUCGACGAGUAUUUAGUAGAGAUGAAACGUGAUGGUAAUUCGAAGAGAGGACUUUAUUCGAAGUUUAUGCUGACUGACAUAAUUCGUGACUUAUACGGCGCAGGAAUGGAGACGGUGCAUGGAACAUUAAUAUUCAGUUUCAUAUUACUUGCAAACCGUCCUGAAAUAUUGAAAAAAAUACAAGAAGAAAUUGACGAUGUUAUUGGAAGUGAAGGUUUGCCUCACUACAACUUGAGAGAGAAGAUGCCGUUUUGUCGGGUAUUCCUAAAAGAAGUUCUAAGAUUCAAAUCAAACGUACCACUCGCUGUUCCUCAUUGCACGUCAGAAACGAUAACAUUUCGUGGAUACACAAUCCCGAAGGGAACAACCGUUCUUCCUAAUAUAUAUGCGAUUCACCACGAUCCUGAACUGUGGGAUGAACCAGAAAAAUUUAAGCCAGAGAGACAUCUCGAUUCAGAAGGAAAUAUAAAUAUUUCAAAAUAUUUCAUGCCUUUUGGUCUAGGACCUCGCUUGUGUAUUGGACGUCGACUAGCAGAAAUGGAACUCUUCAUCUUUCUGAUCUCAAUUUGUCAGCGUUAUGAUGUGAUUCCCACUCCACGUCUGGGAUGUGAACGUCCCCGCGUUGAUGAAGAUACCGUACGAACGGGCCUUGUUAUGUGUCCCCCACUGGACACUCCCGUUACCCUAAAACGGCGAUGUGUGGAAGACUAAGAUGUGCGACAGCUGU
Molecule: messenger RNA, 3774 nt
Organism: Styela clava
Lineage: Eukaryota; Metazoa; Chordata; Ascidiacea; Stolidobranchia; Styelidae
Biological process (GO): xenobiotic metabolic process
Cellular component (GO): cytoplasm; intracellular membrane-bounded organelle
Molecular function (GO): steroid hydroxylase activity; iron ion binding; heme binding
Source: RefSeq, a predicted model, not a curated record